CAGACGAAGACAUCUCUGACUCCUUGCUGAUCAAUUUGGAACCAUGAAUGCUGUGUUUGUCCUGUUGGUGAUGCUGGUAGGAGUCCCUCAUGGUGAAACUCUCUGCGAUGGCAGGAAAGAUGGAGCUGUGUGUUAUGGAGCUUUGGGAGGAACUGUGGUUCUGCAGCUGGUGGAUGAUGCCUCUGAAAUACCAAGAUAUGAGUGGAAAAAUGAAACAAUAGUGAUACUGAAAGGGACAAGUAGCAGUGUUAUAAUAAAUCACAUAGAAGAAAGGUCUCUCUUCACCCUCAGUAAUGGAACACUGAUGAUCAAUAACCUGAACAGGAAGGACAGUGGUAUCUACACUCUGAAGCUCUUUGACAAAAACUUGAGGAUAUCAGAAGAGAGGACUCUAAACUUAUCAAUUCAAGCUCGUGUGACGUCUGUCCAGCUGACCUCUGAGUGUCUCUCUGAGGGAGAAAAGAGGAUCUCCUGCUCCGCUGGGGGAGGGGACAGUCCUCAGUUCAACUGGACUCUGGAUGGACGCAGACUGACAGAGGAGGAGCUCGUCUCUGGUGCUGAUGAGACCAACAGUGUGACUCUGAAGCUCCAUGUUUCAGGACAGCUGGUCUGCUGGGUCCACAAUCACGUCAGUUAUGCCUCCAGAACAAUGGAGUUAGAUACCUGUGGCUAUAUAUUCAUUAACUGCUCAUUAUGCAAUGGGACACAAAUAUCACAGUGGGUAUAUGAAGCCAAUAACACGCUGUGUCUUCAGACAACAACAGUCCCUCCUACCACCUUUUGGGAUAAGGAGACCGGCAUUGGUUUAGUUAAACCCUCCAAUAAUGUCACAUCCUGCAAUGAAACUGAGCCUCACAAGAAUGAUGAGCAUUGGUUCAUUUAUCCCUCCGGGCUUGUCUGUGGUUUGCUGACACUGGUGGGAUUUUUCUCAGUCAUUGCAAUUUUCAUCUAUUUUACUUGGAAGAAAAACAAAUACAAAAAGGAAGGAAGAUCCUCCAGGAAUGAGGAAGAGAGUGGAUCUCUGUGAUCUGAUGGGUGAAAUAAGAAAUCCUGCUUCCUAAACCCACACCUAAUGCUGUAUUUUUCCAUGAAUACAAUUUGGAAAAAAUAAUCUGUACUUCAUGGAAUGUUUCACUUCUUAUUCAUUCAGGAGCAUGUCAAUCACGAAACACAGAACAAAGCACACAGUGUUAAAAAAAACAAAUAGUAAA
Messenger RNA from Salarias fasciatus (jewelled blenny), 1211 nucleotides. Its product is annotated as hepatocyte cell adhesion molecule-like. The record is from RefSeq and is a predicted model, not a curated record. Gene Ontology annotation, cellular component: membrane. Bases 44 to 1027 code for a protein of 327 amino acids. Lineage: Eukaryota; Metazoa; Chordata; Actinopteri; Blenniiformes; Blenniidae. The transcript is spliced from 5 exons.